CCUAGCUCUCUAACUCUCUCUCUAGAAAUCACACCACAAGAGAGCUAAAAACGCAGAGUUCAGAAGUUUUGUCACGUAACAAAAGAUUUUCUUUUCUUUUGGAAUGACGAAGAUAUACCCGAGUUUUGCCUCCGCCAAUGCCGCCUCCGCCGCCGCGGAGAAGCUCAAGUCUUCGGGCGGCUCCGAAUUAGGCGAUUCCGCCGUCGUCUUAACGGUAUGGACAAAGUCGCUGCUCUUCAACUGCAAUGGCUUCACCGUCUACGACGGCAAGGGUAAUUUGGUCUUUCGCGUCGAUAAUUACCUUGCCGGGAAUAAAGGCGAGAUCGUCCUUAUGGACGCCUCCGGCAAGCCUCUCCUCACCAUCCGCCGCAAGAGGUUGAGUCUGGGAGACAAUUGGCUCGUUUUCGACGGGGAAACGGCGUCGAAUCCCCGAUUCAGCGUGAGGAAGCACGUGAACCUCCUCAACGCGCGGUGCCUCGCUCACGUGAGCUCCGGCGGCGGCAGCGGCAGUGGUGGAUCGCUGCGAUCGAGCAAGAACUCGUCGGUAUUGUACGAGAUAGAGGGGUCGUAUUCGCAGCGGAGCUGCGCGGUGUACGACCAGAAGAGGCGGAGGGUGGUGGAGAUCAGGCGGAAGGAGGCAGCGGUUUGCGGCGUGGCGUUGGGAGGCGACGUCUUCCGGCUGCUCGUCGAGCCGCAGUUCGACACGGCCGUGGCGAUGGCACUCGUCAUAAUUCUUGACCAGAUGUUCGGAUCGUCCUCUAGACGUUAAUUAGUAUAAAUUAAUUACCACAGAAAUUAAUUAGUUUCGUAUAGAUAUGAACACAAGACCAUGAUCAAAAUCAACCAAUGGUGGAUAUCCUCUACCGAUUUGUGAUCGAUCUACUUUUUUGCCUUCAUGAUUGUACACCGCGUGGGGGCCGACAUUGGGGAACUGGGGAGCACAAAAACGACACUAAGGGCUUGGUCUUUUCCCUUUGUUUUUUAAUUAUGAAAAGACCAAGCGCAGUGAGUGGAGUUGUAUAUACCAAAAUAUUGGAGAAAUAAAUAAGGUUUCUUCUCUA
Molecule: messenger RNA, 1061 nt
Organism: Morus notabilis
Lineage: Eukaryota; Viridiplantae; Streptophyta; Magnoliopsida; Rosales; Moraceae
Product: protein LURP-one-related 8
Exons: 2
Coding region: 104-769 (221 amino acids)
Source: RefSeq, a predicted model, not a curated record